Molecule: messenger RNA, 1692 nt
Organism: Drosophila busckii
Lineage: Eukaryota; Metazoa; Arthropoda; Insecta; Diptera; Drosophilidae
Product: maker224
Exons: 4
Coding region: 88-1656 (522 amino acids)
Molecular function (GO): DNA binding
Source: RefSeq, a predicted model, not a curated record
UAUAAACAGCACAGAAAAACGAGGGAAAACAAUUAAAGUAAUAAUAAUAAUUAAAAAACGUUAAUUUAUGUAUAGCAUUUAAGGAAAAUGAAGGAAGAAAACGAUUCAAUGGGCGACACUGAGCCCGAGGAUAUAUCGGAAAACCAAAACACUAUACCCCAACCACAGCAUCAGGCGUCACAAAAGCGCAGGCACAGCUAUGUUUGGAACUACUUUACUCAAGUGCCUGAACAUUUAGAAGUCUUUAGAUGUAAAGUGUGUAGUGAAACAUUUGGCAACAAGACGGCUAAUUUGGGCCGACAUUUGCAAACAGUGCAUGGCAUUAGCGAUAUUUUGCAGCAUCGUGAAAAUUCAGUUAGAAAAGGUCGUCCCAAUCGCAGCUUUGUAUGGAACUUUUGCACCAAGCUCGAUGAGAAACGAGCCCUAUGUCAUUUGUGCAAGAAGGUGCUAUACUUCGGUGGCGGCAACACCUCAAACAUAACGAAGCAUUUGCGGCGCAUGCAUGCAGAAAAAAUAGAGGAAGCUUCCAAACACAUACCAGGCAUUGGUCGCUCGGAUGCUGAUUGGAUUAAGAGGGACCGAAAGAGCUAUAUUUGGAAUUACUGCGAGAAGCUGUCUGAGAAUUCCGUAAUGUGUAACUUGUGCAAUAGGCGAAUGCGAUUUCACGGAACGGCGAAUGUUAUAACGCAUCUGCAACGCAGGCAUGGCAUUAUGGGGGAGGACACUGUCGUAAAAGUCGAAGAAGGGGGCAGCGUGCAAGAGGCUGCCACGUCAAGUACAAAUGAGCAGAUAACAAGAUCCAGUCGGAGCAGCAGUAAUGGCUGCUUUGCAUGGAGGUUCAUGACGCGAGUGUCCGAUGAAACAGUACGCUGUCUUAUAUGCCUCAAGGAUUUAUCUUUCCAAGGCACAAGCAAUUUGCAGCGCCAUCUUCAUCGCAUGCACAAUGUUGUCUGGAAUGGAAGCAGCUCUGACGAGUCGGCGGCAACUAAACUGGAACAAGACAGCGAGAUAACGCUAUUAGCUUUUUGCGAGGCUACCAACGAUGCAACCGUGUGGAAGUGCCAAAUGUGUGAUGCACACUUUGAGCACAACGACAACAUGGAGGAGACAGUGGUCAAGCAUAUGGUUCGAGUACAUGGCGCUGCUCUGCGAAGUGAAAUGGAUGAUUAUGCUCCGGAAAAUGAGGAUGAAACCAUUCAUGCACUAUACACUAAUGUGCUCAAGGAAGAUACCAGUGCUGUUAAUGAGCACGAUGGCGUGCAAAUUGAAGUGGCCAAUGUCGAGGCAGAUGAAGAACUCUACCAUGCUAUUAUAGAAGAAGAAGACAUGCACGAAAUUGUGGAGAUUAGCGAUCAGGUAAUUGAAGAAGACACCUAUGUGGAUUCGGCAUCUGGUUAUUCAGUUUACCCAGUCGAUUAUGAGAGCAAUGAAAGCACCGAUGCUCAGUUGGUAACGACUACAAUACAGGCCGACGACACGCCAGCCAUACGCAUGCUUAAGGAGGAUCUGCUACGUCAACAGGCAUCGUACUUUAGUGAAAAGGCUGCCUACUAUCGGAUGCAAAAAUAUCUGAUCGCUCAGCAAGUGCGCAAGGAGCGACUGCAAAUUGAAAAGCUUAAAUCAACUCAUGCCGUAGAUAAUAAUAUUGUGAGCUAAUCAAAAUUUAUGCCCUUGCUCUCAGUUUUAUUCUUA